Aureobasidium subglaciale EXF-2481 is the source of this 2862-nucleotide messenger RNA. RefSeq lists its product as uncharacterized. Gene Ontology annotation, biological process: regulation of DNA-templated transcription; DNA-templated transcription. Bases 1 to 2862 code for a protein of 953 amino acids. Gene Ontology annotation, molecular function: DNA-binding transcription factor activity, RNA polymerase II-specific; DNA binding; zinc ion binding. The transcript is spliced from 3 exons. NCBI's taxonomy places the organism in Eukaryota, Fungi, Ascomycota, Dothideomycetes, Dothideales, Saccotheciaceae. The record is from RefSeq and is a predicted model, not a curated record.
AUGUCUGGACUGGAUGCCCUGGCUCAAGGCUCGCAGUAUGCAUUGCAACAACUCCACGAUUCUCACUUGAACCCAGCACCUCAGGAGCACGACGCAUUUAGCCAGAACCAGAGCCAGAACCAGAACCAGAACGGGCAGGAGCAGAAUGCGAGCAAAGGCGGCAGCAGUAACGGAGCACCAGUGCGACGCAGAAUCAGUCGGGCGUGCGACCAAUGUAACCAGCUGCGAACAAAGUGCGAUGGCAAGACUCCUUGCGCACAUUGCGUUGAAUUCGGUCUUAGCUGCGAAUACAAUCGAGAACGCAAGAAGCGAGGCAAGGCUUCACGCAAAGACAUUGCUGCUCAGUCGCAAAACCCGGCGACAGCGACGUCAGACAAUGGCGGGAACGACAGUCCAAAGUCGAGCAACGAACAAUCCGCUCCCCCGGAAAGCGCCCCCGAGAUUGCCCAGAACUCGCUCAAGCGACGAAGGUCAAGCAUCCAUCACAUUGCUCCACCACCGCCGAGAAAGGCCUCGAUGCCUGCGCCAGCCUCGCAGACCUUGGCCCCACCUCCAGCUCUACCACCCGCCCAAACACAACAACCACAGCCUCAGCCAACUCAUCAUUUACCACCACUGAAUCUGAACAAAGAUGCUGUCCCAGGUGCUCCGAACGAUCGCUAUUCGAAUUUGCGUGCCUCGGUCGACGGUCAAAGUCAUCCUAAUGCUCUGCCUGCUCCUCGCGCCAAUUUAUCCACAAUACCUGAUCGGACUCCUGUUGGCGUUACAAACUACACAGGCUCAAUCGACGACUAUCACCGCAAUGUGCUACAACAACCUCCGUCUGCCGUGACCCAUCACCAAAUGAUGCCUGCUGGUCCUGCGCCGUUGGCCUACACAAAUGGCAUGCCCUUCAACCCUGAGAGCCCCUAUGCUGUACCGAGUCCGCAGAGCCAGAACUUCAACUCGAACUUCAGAAUGGGCGAGUCUCCCAUCUCAGCACAUGGCUUGAUGGGAACAUCGCCACAUGCUGGCUCUCCUGGAUGGCUCCAACUACCCUCUCCCUCGGCUGCUCUAUAUACCAACUUCCAGCAGCCAAAUAACCAGACGUUGCGUUACCCUGUACUAAAACCAAUCCUCUCCCGCAUUUCGGCCAUAAUACCCAUCAGCCUAGCCUGCGACCUCCUCGAGAUUUACUUUUCGAGCUCAUACAGCAAGUUCAUUCAACCUGCCUCUCCUUAUGUUCUGGGCAUCAUAUUCCGCAAGAACUCUUUCCUACGCCAAAACAAUCCUCGGACUUGCAGUCCGGCGUUACUUGCCAGUAUGCUUUGGGUCGGUGCUCAAACUAGCGAAUCUGCUUUCUUGACGUCCCCUCCUUCGGCGAGAGGUAAAGUUUGUCAGAAGCUACUGGAACUUACAGUCAGUUUGCUGCGACCGCUUAUUCACACACCAACCGAAGGAGCCAAUCAAGCUGCAAAUCCAGUUGUCAAUGGCGUGGCGCUCGGAGGCUUCGGCGUGGCGCUGCACACCGCAAGACACGACAGCGAAGGUGGCUCUACCGGUGCUGCAGGUGCUCUGGAUGAUGUUGCGACAUAUAUCAACCUCGCCACGGUCGUCUCAGCUAGCGAGUACAAAGCCGCCAGUUUGAGAUGGUGGAACGCAGCCUGGUCUCUGGCUAGAGAGCUCAAGCUUGGCAGAGAGCUUCCGCCGAACCCGGAUCCCUCCUUACAACAGGACGAGAACGCAAUUGCGGAUGGCAACGCCGAGAACGACAUGGGCAUGAAUGCACAGCAAGGCUUCAACGCACGGCGAUUCAGCGGUAUGCCUGCAUCAAUGUCACAACCAGGUUCCGUGACAGAGGAAGAACGAGAAGAGAGAAGAAGGGCCUGGUGGCUACUAUACAUUGUCGACAGACAUCUGGCUCUUUGCUACAACAGACCACUCUUCCUUCUCGAUGCAGAGUGUGAAGGUCUACUACAACCCGAAGAUGAAUCGGUAUAUCAGGCUGGCGAGUACUACACGACAGAAAACAUGCCCGAAACAUACUACCGAAGACGAGGCCCACCACUCGAAUGUACUGGACACAGUAUCUUCGGCUAUUUCCUGCCAUUGAUGACUAUUCUGGGAGAAAUCGUCGACCUGAACCACACGCGAAACCACCCAAGAUUUGGCAUGCGGUUUAGGAAUGGUACAGAUCUGGAUGACAUGGCGCAUGAGAUCAGUCUGCAGCUUGAUUCGUAUGGUCGAAGUCUAGAGGCAUUUGAAGCUCGAUUUAUACCGACCGAGGGUACUAAUCCUGAUGGUUCGCACGUCGAUAAUGCCAGUCCAUCAGGUCAAUCCACGAGCAGCAAUCGUAUUACCGAAACUAUCCUUCUCACCAAAACAAUCGUUGCAUAUGGAACACAUCUGAUGCACACACUACACAUUCUCCUGAAUGGCAAGUGGGAUCCUAUCUCCCUCUUGGACGAUAACGACUUGUGGAUAUCUUCACAAUCCUUCGUCUCUGCUACGGGACAUGCUGUAUCGGCUGCCGAUGCCAUCAGCGGUAUCCUGGACUACGAUCCGGAUCUCAGUUUUAUGCCAUUCUUCUUUGGCAUUUAUCUUCUGCAAGGCAGCUUCUUGCUGCUGCUGAUCGCAGACAAGUUGCAAGGAGAAGCCAGUGCAAGUGUCGUCAAAGCAUGCGAGCAGAUCGUACGAGCGCAUGAAGUCUGUGUUGUGACAUUAAACACAGAAUAUCAGAGAAACUUCCGAAAAGUGAUGCGUAGCGCUCUGAGUCAGGUCCGCGGCCGCAGUCUCGAAGACUUUGGCGAACAACAGCAACGCCGCAGGGAGGUGCUUGCCUUGUACAGAUGGACAGGAGACGGUUCCGGACUGGCGUUGUAG